This is a messenger RNA of Manduca sexta (tobacco hornworm), 1523 nucleotides long. Its product is annotated as erlin-2. Gene Ontology annotation, cellular component: endoplasmic reticulum membrane; endoplasmic reticulum. Lineage: Eukaryota; Metazoa; Arthropoda; Insecta; Lepidoptera; Sphingidae. The record is from RefSeq and is a predicted model, not a curated record. Gene Ontology annotation, biological process: SREBP signaling pathway. The coding region runs from base 242 to 1231 and encodes 329 amino acids. Gene Ontology annotation, molecular function: ubiquitin protein ligase binding; cholesterol binding. The transcript has 7 exons.
GAAACUGUCUAAAUGAACUGACAAUAACUGCACUAAUGUCAAAAAUGUGAUGGUUGUGCUGAGCUUAAAGCAAAACUUCAGCAAUUUCAUUAAAAAUUGUUGGAUUCGGACAUAUUUUUCACGAUUAAAUACGUUAUCAGCAGUCUAUUAAAAUUCUUAUAUUAUAAUUUCGCCGAAUCGACAACAAUCCGGCAACAUACCACUAAUAGUGAGUGUGAAUUUCGAUUUGUGGAGCCCAGCUAUGGCGGACCAAUCGUCUAUAUUGGCGUUGAUUAUACUAGCGGUUGGCGUUACCGUUCAUUUCUCCUUGCAUAAAGUUGAGGAAGGACAUGUCGGCGUUUAUUAUAGAGGAGGUGCAUUGCUACCGGUGACUAGCCAACCUGGCUUCCACAUGAUGAUUCCACUUUUAACUUCAUACAAAUCUAUUCAGACCACAUUGCAAACUGAUGAAGUGAAGAAUGUUCCUUGUGGUACCAGCGGGGGUGUCAUGAUUUACUUUGAGAGAAUUGAAGUUGUCAAUAAACUGGAGCCAGUCAGUGACACCCUCUCCAUUACAGUGUUGGACAUGGUACGUAACUUCACUGCAGAGUAUGACAAGACACUGAUAUUCAACAAAGUGCACCACGAGUUGAACCAGUUCUGCAGUGCUCACACCCUGCAUGAAGUCUAUAUUGAUCUCUUUGACCAGAUUGAUGAGAAUUUACGAACUGCACUUCAAAGGGACUUGGAUGAAAUGGCGCCAGGAUUGAGAGUGCAAGCAGUUCGCGUGACCAAACCCAAGAUUCCUGAGGCUAUUCGAAAGAACUAUGAGCUUAUGGAAGCAGAGAAAUCGAAGCUUCUUAUAGCAGCGCAACAUCAGAAGGUUGUGGAAAAGGAGGCAGAAACAGCCCGUCGUAAAGCGGUUAUUGAAGCUGAAAAAGAAGCUCAGGUCGCCAAAAUUCAAUACGAGCAGAAAAUCAUGGAGAAGGAAUCUCUACAGAAAAUUGAACUCAUAGAAGACAGUAUUCACAAGGCUAAACAACAAACGAAAGCAGAGGCUGAUUACUACCAUCUGAAAAAACAGGCUGAGGCAAACAAAUUGUUGCUAACCAAAGAGUAUUUAGAACUGAAGAAAUAUGAAGCUCUUGCCUUGAAUAACAAGAUCUACUUUGGUAGUGACAUUCCGAACAUGUUUUUGCAAGCUAAUGUUGGAGAUAGUGUCCCGAUUCCAAAAAGUGUGCAGGUUGAAUGAGUUUUAAUUACCCUGUCAAAACAUCCACUAGUCAUUGAAUAAUCCCAAGUGUCUCAGUUUUGACAUGACAUGAUAAAAUCACCGUACUCUUUGUGAUAGUCCUGUGCAGUGCCGUGUACACAUAAACUGUUGUGUGAUUGUGAUUCUUGAUAGUAACAUAAUAGUACAUGUAGUAGAUAUGCUAUAUUAGGCAUCUACAAUAAGGAGAGCAUUAUUUUUUUUUAUGAGUUAUAUAAAACUGAAUUAUCACAAUUUUAUUUUGACUGAUUAAUAUAUUGGUGUUUUAUGUAAA